Molecule: messenger RNA, 3940 nt
Organism: Triplophysa rosa
Lineage: Eukaryota; Metazoa; Chordata; Actinopteri; Cypriniformes; Nemacheilidae
Gene: rnf6
Product: ring finger protein (C3H2C3 type) 6
Exons: 4
Coding region: 112-2151 (679 amino acids)
Biological process (GO): positive regulation of DNA-templated transcription; protein ubiquitination; ubiquitin-dependent protein catabolic process
Cellular component (GO): nucleoplasm; cytoplasm
Molecular function (GO): ubiquitin protein ligase activity
Source: RefSeq, a predicted model, not a curated record
ACAGUUGUUUGCGUAGCUCCGUUGGUCCCAUCUUAGCUUCAUUGUAAUCAGAGCGGAGAGGAAAGAGAACUCGUUCAUAUUACAGCUGCUGUUUCAGCGGUGUCUGUGGUGAUGGACCCUCCCGGCUGGCGAGACGAGCGUCAUCGUCAAGCGGAGCGGCUUCGACGGGAGGAGGCAUACUAUCACUUUAUUAAUGAACUUAGUGAGGAGGAGUACAGACUGAUGAGAGACAGCAAUCUCCUGGGAACACCUGGUGAAGUCACAGCAGAGGAGCUGAGGCAGCGCCUGGAUGGUGCAAAGGAGCGUGUGUCAUCUCAGCCACGCCCCGAACCACGCCCACAAAACAGUGAGGCAGAGGGCAGCAGCGGUGCUGUUGAGCCAGGUGCAGAGACGUCUAACGGGGAUUCCCUACUGGAAUGGCUGAACACGUUCCGGCGCACAGGAAAUGCCACCCGCAGCGGGCAGAGCGGAAACCAAACAUGGCGUGCUGUCAGCCGUACAAACCCCAACAGCGGCGAGUUCCGCUUUAGCCUUGAGAUUAACAUCAACCACGAGCAGCCUGAACCUGGAGAACACAGUGACACGAUCGAUCCCACCGAACUCCCAAUGCCUCCUCCCCCACCAUCAUCUGCCCCGGCCCCAUACAGCCCCUCACGGUCUGCACCUUAUUCGCUUCAACACCCGACGCCGUAUCCUACAACCAGACCCACUUUGGGAAGGAGAGCUGCGGUCCGCCGCACACGUAGUACUGCGGCUCCCCCUGUAACGCCAUCGUUGACCUCACAAGCUCCUCCUGCGGUCCUCAGAAGGAACCUGCCUUCUUUGCCAAGCUCUCCCCCUCCACAGGCUCCACUCUUAAAUCCAUCCCAAGAGCAGGAUAGUGGUGCUGUACGGAGUCAAAUACAGGUCACAACCUCUUCGGUUCAUGCAGGGGAGGGGCAGAAUGGGAAUGAAGACCCUGACUGCCCCAAUGCUCAGUCUGGCUCCCAAGUAGAGUCAGCCGGCAGGGAGCCACGAAACAGUAGGACUCGUUCCCGAGGUCGUGUGCGCAGAGCAACAGGAACGGGAGGUGCACGCUCCUCCAGACGCAGUCGAUCCCCCCUAGACAGAAAUCCCACUUCUAGUAGUAGCCCCACCCAUAGUAACAACACGACCCCAGUGGAGUCCCGUGGAAGUACGGCGGUUGCUGUGGAGAUGGGAGAGGCCGUUGUAGAGCCAGCCGCUCCAGCAGGUCCUCUCCCUGAAGCAGGUGAGGAAGAGGGGGAGACACCUGCGGCAGGUGGUGGAGGGGUGCGACGCCACCCUACAAUCAUGCUGGAUCUUCAAGUGCGCCGUAUCAGGCCAGGGGAGAACCGUGACAGGGACAGCAUUGCCAGUCGUACUCGUUCUCGGGCCAGAGCCGCUGAGAACACAGUUACCUUUGAGAGCGACAGCGGUGGCUUUCGGCGAACCAUUUCCCGCUCCGAGCGUGCAGGAAUCCGAACUUACGUCAGCACUAUACGCAUCCCAUUGCGCCGUAUUUCGGAAACGGGCCUGGGCGAGCCUAGCUCAACAGCGCUGCGCUCCAUCUUGCGCCAGAUCAUGACCGGCUUCGGUGAGCUUAGUUCUCUCAUGGAGACGGAAGCCAAUUCAGAGGCUCCUGCGCCCAAUCAUGAGUCCGCUCUGGGUGCCGGAGGCCAGGCAUUCCGUGUCAACGGCAACGAGGGCGGUGCGGCCCACGUUGGAGUGGAAUCGGCACAAGAAGGUUUAGUUGAGGCUGAGGAGGAAGGCCAGGUACGAGUGAACAGAACUGGGACAGAAGGACGGCCUAACAGCAGAGACACAAACAAUCUGGUGGAGAACGGCACGUUGCCCAUCUUGAGGCUGGCACACUUUUUCCUUCUCAAUGAAGAUGAAGAUGAGGAACACCCACGGGGCCUAACCAAAGAACAGAUCGACAAUCUGGUCACACGCACUUACGGUCAGGUCAACCUGGAGGGCGAGCAGGGCCGUGCUUGCAGCGUGUGCAUCAAUGAGUAUGCGCAAGGCAACAAGCUGCGCCGCUUGCCCUGCGCCCACGAGUUCCACAUCCAUUGCAUUGAUCGCUGGCUAUCUGAAAACAACACCUGCCCCAUCUGCAGACAGCCUAUUCUGUCCAGCCACCAAGAAUGAUGUCAGGCGCUCGCUAUCAAUCAACAGACUGAAGGACUGGCAUCACGGUUGGUGGUGUCUGUAUAUAGUGCUUCAAUGUUUUCAUUCUCUGAGAUCCAUUGUAUUCAAGCUCAAGGUAGAAACCAAAAGCAGAAAAAGACUAUAAUGCAGAGAUUUAACAAAUCUUUAUUUUUUUAGACUCCUCUUGUUUUCUGCACUUGCUGUCAUCUUCCAUUCUUGCUCCUUUGUGGACAUUUUAUUAACAGGCAUUGAGACUAACGCUAAAGCAGAUUUUGGUGGCUUAAAAAAGGAAUUCUACAGCUAGACCUUUCAAAACUCUGAGGACGUGUACAUAUAUGAAUGUCUGUGUUUUGGUUUUAAAAUUGAGGCAUCUAGGAAGAAACUCGGUUAAUUAGCAUUUUAAAAAGAAAUGUUUGCUUUUAAGCGCUUGCUGCAGAAUUCACCAGUUUGAAGCUCUUAUGACAAAAUCAUCCAUUUAAAUGCUCUUGGGCAGAUUUCUUUUCAUGCUUUUUCAAUCAAAGCAGGUUUAAGUGUGAUUUGUAUGAAUUCGAUAAGCAGAGUAUGGGAUACAUACGGUCAUAGAUCAUUUUUGUCACUGUGGUUUCUCUGUGAUUCCAGAUUUAUAAGGAUGAAUCUUCAUGAAAUUCCAGUGCGUGCAUCUGCGUAUUUAUGUGAAGGGAAACAGCAAUCGUCAUUUCCACCAACACUAAAUAACACAAUAUUUUAAUUUAAAAGGGUCAUUGUCACUAUGGACUGAAUAUGCUUUCCAGUGUCAUGACAUUUCUAAUGAGAACAAGCCAUUUGCGUUUGAACUACAGAUUUGGAGUGAAAAUGGGAUUAUAUGAUAUAUUGUAUGAUCUAAGUGCAUGCUUGAGUUGUCUUUGGUUUACCUGCGUAUAUACAUGAUAAAGCCCAUCGACAUCCAGCACACAGCUCAUGAUGUUUUCAUGUCAAGUGAUAAUCAAUUUUAGAUUUUUGUCCUAAUUCCUAAAGCACUUGUCACCAACUGCCCUAAGGGGCAGUACAUUCAAGCCUGUCACUGGCCAGACUUCUUCCAUGUUGAUUGAUAUAAGGAAAUGAAGACUUGAACGGGCAAUGAAAGAUAUUGAAUGAUGAUUAAAUACUAAGCAUACUUCUGUUUGUUAUUUAAGAUUUUUAGCUUUGUAUCUCACACACGUCACUGUCCUUCCUCUACCCACAAGAACGUAUUGAAGUACGGUUUCCCCUAUGGCCUUGUCUGAAAGCUCAGUCUCCGCCAAGUCACCUUUACGUACUGUUUAUGCAGUGCUGCUUGUUUACCACAUAGGACGGUGUGAAACAGGAACUCUGAAUGGAUGUUAAUGAAUGUAGUGGUACCUUUUUUCUUUUAAAGGUAUACUUAUCCUUCAUGUACAAUAGAUGUCUGCUUAUCUCGAUUAAAACAAUGACAGGGUGACUUCUGUUAUCAAACAACUGGGCUUCAUGUUUGUGUUUUUCUCGUAUACAAAAAAAUCCCUUUAUUUUGUCUAUAUGUUCAAGUUGUGAGGAUGAUGUUACAUAAAAAGUGUGAAUAGUAAGAGUGCGUGUAGCAAAUGUGUAUGUAUAUUUCUGUUGGGAGCUAAAUGGAAUAGAAUGGGUUUAUUUGAGAGGGGAUCUUUGGCCAUGAAGUUUAGAUAUUUAAUAAUGAAAAAUUGACAUCAUUGAACUAUGACUAUGUAUUAUGUUAUAAUGUGAUGCUAAGAACAGAGGAAUAUGUAUUCUGUUAUUAUGUAAUAUAAUAAAACAUUGAUUUUUCUUCUCCGUUCCCUAA